AUGCCGCCGCAACGGAGAAGCCGGGCGAAACCGGGCCAGAGACCCCGGGCCAAGCCGGACCGAAAAGCAGGAGCAAGGCCGGGAGGGCCGCCCCGAACGGCUGCUCCUUCAUCCCAGCGGAAACCGCCGGCCCGGCCGAAAGCCGCGGCCACCGCGAUCUCAGUCGCGGCGGCGGAGGAGGAGAGGCGGCUCCGUCAGAGGAACCGCCUGGCGCUGGAGGAGGACAAGCCGGCCGUGGAGCGGUGCCUGGAAGAGCUGGUCUUCGGCGACGUCGAGGACGAUGAGGACGCGCUGCUGCAGCGCCUACGGGGCCCGCGGGUUCAAGUACAGGAAGACUUGGAUGACUCUGAAGUGGAGAAUGAAGCAAAAGAUAAUUUUCUGCCUCAAAGAAAACCAGUUUGGGUGGACGAAGAAGAUGAAGAUGAGGAAAUGGUUGAGAUGGUGAACAAUCGAUUUCGUAAAAAUAUGAUGAAAAAUUCCACUGAAAACAAACUUUCAAAGGACAAGCUUCAACAGAGACUUAAAGAAGAAUUUCAGCAUGCUAUGGGGGGUGUACCUGCCUGGGCAGAGAGAAGAAAGCGGAAAAAAACUUCAUCUUCAGAUGAUGAAAGUGAAGAGGAAGAUGAAUUGUUGCAAAGGACUGGAAAUUUCAUAUCUACAUCAACUUCUCUUCCAAAAGGAAUCUUAAAGAUGAAGAACUGCCAGCCUGCUAAUGCCGAGCGUCCUACUACUGCUCGUAUCUCAUCAGUACAGUUCCAUCCUCAUGCACAGGUUGUGAUGGUUGCUGGACUAGAUAAUUCAGUAUCACUGUUUCAGGUUGAUGGAAAAACAAAUCCUAAAAUUCAGAGCAUCUAUUUGGAAAAGUUUCCAAUCUUUAAAGCUUGUUUUAGUGCUACUGGAGAAGAAGUUUUGGCUACAAGUACUCACAGCAAGGUUCUGUAUGUCUAUGACAUGAUGGCUGGAAAAUUAAUUCCUGUGCAUCAAGUUAGAGGUUUGAAAGCAAAGAUAGUAAGGAGCUUUGAAGUUGCCCCAGAUGGGUCUUUCUUGCUUAUAAAUGGUGUUGCUGGGUAUUUGCAUUUGCUGGCAAUGAAGACUAAGGAAUUGAUUGGUAGCAUGAAAAUUAAUGGAAGGAUUGCAGCAUCCACAUUCUCUUCAGAUAGCAAGAAAAUAUAUGCUUCUUCAGCGGAUGGAGAAGUUUAUGUUUGGGAUGUGAACUCUAGAAAAUGUCUUAACAGAUUUAUUGAUGAAGGCAGUUUAUAUGGGUUGAGUAUUGCUGCGUCCAGGAAUGGACAGUAUGUGGCUUGUGGUUCUAAUUGUGGAGUGGUAAACAUAUACAGUCAAGAAUCUUGUCUCCAAGAAACAAAUCCAAAGCCAAUAAAAGCUAUAAUGAAUUUGGUAACAGGUACUAAUUCUCUGGCUUUCAACCCAACUACAGAAAUCUUGGCAAUUGCUUCAGACAAAAUGAAAGAAGCUGUCAGAUUGGUUCACCUUCCAUCUUGUACAGUAUUUUCAAACUUCCCAGUUGUUAAACAGAAACAUCUUUCUCUUAUUCAUACCAUGGAUUUUUCACCCAGAAGUGGAUACUUUGCCUUGGGAAAUGACAAGGGCAAGGCCCUGUUGUAUAGGUUACACCAUUACUCAGAUUUCUAAAGAAAUUAUUUGAAAUCCAGUAGAGCUGCAUGAGAAGCCCAUCCUGAUAUAUCUUCCCAGAAACUUUCCUGAAUGUGUGAUUGUAUGUGGAUAGUGAUUUAUUAAGCCAUCUGUGUUUACUUAUCAAAAAAAGUCUUAAUAAACAUACAGCAACUUUU
Messenger RNA from Erinaceus europaeus (western European hedgehog), 1808 nucleotides. It is a transcript of the gene UTP18, whose product is annotated as UTP18 small subunit processome component. The record is from RefSeq and is a predicted model, not a curated record. Gene Ontology annotation, biological process: rRNA processing. Gene Ontology annotation, molecular function: protein binding. NCBI's taxonomy places the organism in Eukaryota, Metazoa, Chordata, Mammalia, Eulipotyphla, Erinaceidae. The transcript is spliced from 14 exons. Bases 1 to 1650 code for a protein of 549 amino acids. Gene Ontology annotation, cellular component: small-subunit processome; Pwp2p-containing subcomplex of 90S preribosome.